Molecule: messenger RNA, 4291 nt
Organism: Megalobrama amblycephala (Wuchang bream)
Lineage: Eukaryota; Metazoa; Chordata; Actinopteri; Cypriniformes; Xenocyprididae
Product: zinc finger protein ZXDC
Exons: 9
Coding region: 77-3829 (1250 amino acids)
Biological process (GO): regulation of transcription by RNA polymerase II
Cellular component (GO): nucleus
Molecular function (GO): transcription coregulator activity
Source: RefSeq, a predicted model, not a curated record
AAAUGUGUUUGGUAUGACGUAAUUUCUAUACCGGCCUAUCAGGAUCAGGCACUCAUAUGUGAAGGGCGGAGCUUUCAUGAGCUGCUGCUACAGGGACACCAAGAUGGAAAUCCAGGGGCUUUCUGACACAAAAAACACUCAGUACCAACAUGGCGUCCCGCUCCACACGACAUUCUCUCAGCAGACAACAGCUUCAGGAAUUCAUGCGAAAACACGUCUGACUGAAAAUACGAUCUCGGAUCUUUCGGGAUCGCUGAACAUAGAAAGUGACGACAACAACAACCGGGCCAGGUCGUCGCCGCUUCGGGUUGCGGAAAAUGGCAGCGGCUGCGCUCUGUCUCUUCAAAACAGCCAUCAUAAGACAUAUGAUGUACCGUCCGCAGUUUCAGAGCUCGGUGACGUGAAUGCGUCCAGGCAAAAGGUGUUUAAUGAAUUAGAGCUGCUGCCUUCCGAGUUUGAGAGGGCCGAUGAACAUGAGGAUAACGAUCUGCAAAUGGCGCUUCCCCUACUGGACUCUGAAAGCUGUGAACAAAGACACACGACAGAGAAAAUUCUCAGCAACACCUCUACCUCUUCAGGCAAGAGCCCAGAGGAACUAUAUGUGGUUUUUAAUAUAGUGCAUAAAGAAGAUGACAGCAAGGAACGACAAAUGAGCUUUCAAUGCAAACCGGAAGAGAAUGAAUCAUCAUCAUCUAAGUCAAAGACUCUCCGUUCCCCAGUAGAUUCAGAUGGAAACUUCAACAGAACUUCAUCCAGAUCGGGACAUUUGUCAAGCCACAGUAGUUUAAAUACCAGAUCUGAGAGAACAGACCAAAAUGUUAGACACGAGUUUUGUCUUGUGGCAGAGAAUAGAGACCCAAUAUUAUCAGAAGACUAUGCUGGGAGCAGUCAAACGCCAAAGGUCUCUACUGUAGAAAUGCUCAGCAAUAAUUUAGUUGAACAUUCAACAGAAGAAUUAAUGCAGUGUGUGGCAAAAAAUAACAGCCCUGUAUUUGUACCAGAGAACAGGGUUGCACCAGAGAUGGCUGAAUUGAAUAUCAUGGAUUAUGCAAACCAAGAGUCCAGCAGUAAUGGGGACUGUGGUCCUGAUGGGACUCCAAUACCCGUGCAUGAAACAUUCUCUGGGACCAUCAUGAUUAACAAUCAGAGUAUCAUUGUGACUAUUGAAAAUGGAAUAUUGACCCUAGCCACCCCGCCAGAGGGCUAUGCUUACAAGGAGGAUGGAAUGAUAAGCUUAAAAGAACAUUUGGGAAUGAAAGACAAUGAGGAUCUUGUGCUGCUCAACUACGACGGUGGAAGUAAGUCCAUCGGGAAAAUCAGCAAUGUUACCUCAAGUGUACAAGAUGAGCCUAAAGCCAGAUUCGCCAGCAGUGACUCGGAAUUGACUCUUACUGAUGACUGUUUGCUAUCAGAAAUGGGUGUUACUCUGGACUCUUGUCUGCCAAUUAAGCAAGAGGAAGGAACCAUUUGUGCUAUAGAAGAUGAAAGUAGCAUUUGCCAAAAUUCUAAAAGCAAAUCGGUUGCUUGUGAAGAACUACAGCCAAUAAACCUAUUAACUGUAUCAGGAUUGACCAAGAAAGGUUCAGUAGUAAAGUAUAGAUGUCCCCAACCAGGCUGUUCCAGUACCUUUGAUACCCGGCAAAAUCUCAAAAUCCACUUGGUUCUACACACAGAGGACCAGCGUCCCUUCAAGUGCACAGUGGAGGGCUGUGAUUGGUCCUUCACAACGUCGUACAAACUAAAACGGCACUUGCAGUCUCAUGACAAAGUGCGGCCUCAUAAAUGUGAAUGGGAAAACUGUGGUCGGCGUUUCACCACAGUCUACAAUCUAAAAGCUCAUUUUCGAGCACAUGACCAGGAAAAUGCAUUUAUCUGUGAAGUAUGCAGUGAGAGGUUUCGCACUGCCACGAGACUCACUAAUCAUCAAAGAACGCAUUUUGAGCCUGAGAGACCACAUAAGUGUGAGUUUCCAGGAUGUGAAAAGACGUUCAUCACUUUCAGCGCCCUGUUCUCCCACAACAGAACCCACUUCAGAGAAAUGGCUCAGUUCACAUGCACCUAUCCUGGCUGUGACAAGCGUUAUGACAAGGCUUGCCGGUUAAAAAUACACCUCCGCAGCCACACAGGUGAAAGACCUUUUGUUUGUGAUUCUGAUUCCUGUGGCUGGACCUUCACAAGCAUGUCCAAAUUACUGAGGCACAAACGGAAGCACGAUGAUGACAGACGUUUUGCAUGUCCAGAGGAAGGCUGCGGGAAGUCCUUUACACGGGCCGAGCACCUGAAGGGCCACAGUAUCACACACCUGGGUACCAAGCCAUUUGAAUGCCCUGUUGAAGGUUGUAAUGCGAAGUUUUCAGCUCGCAGUAGUCUAUACAUCCAUUCUAAGAAGCACAAGCAGGAUGGAGUCAGUCUGAGGAGUCGCUGUCCUGUUGCUGGUUGCACCAAACACUUCUCAUCACGCAGCAGCCUCAAGACGCACAUGCUUAAACACCACAACCUCAGCCCAGAUGUGUUGAGUCAGUUGGAUGACACAGCCACUCUAACCCCCAGCAGUGAGCUGACAAGUACUUCACAGGCUGUUAGUGCCCCCUCAGGACCUGCAGGAGCAGAACUCAGCAGUCUGGACCUAUCCUCUCUCUUCUCUAGCAUUCCUGCAUGUCCUGGGGCCACUGCUGUCUCUGUAGGGAGUGAAAGCAGCUCUGGGGCAGGAUCUUUCUCCAUGGACAUGCCUCUGGUCAACGCCGGAAUCCUCACAAUAGAUCCAGCAUCAGUUGGAUCGGCUCUUAACGGGGCAAAAACUGUGGAUCCUCUCAUUUUAGCAGCUGGACAAGAUAUGGGCGUACAUGUAUUAGACACUGGAUUGGGCACUGGAGGAGAUGGAGGGGUUUUGCCCCAUGCCACACUGCAUUUGGAUGAUGUGCAAACAGUCAACCCAGAAGAGCUGGGAACACUAACCGCUCUGGCAAUUCAAAGUACUGCAUCUUCUGAACAACUCCACCCUCUGAAUUCCUGCAAUCCCUUGACUGUAGAAUCACCAUCUACUCUCACACCAUCACUCUCUUCAUCGCUCACUCAGUCUCUUUCCUCACUUACAUCAGCUCUUCCUCCAGCACUCAGUUCAUCUCUUGUUCCUUCUCUCUCCACCCCUCUCUCCUCCUCCAUGGCUCUUGCAGCAAAUCCUGUACCGGAGUUACUUUGUCCACAGGCCAAGGCUGACCUGGCAGGCAGCGAGACAGCCGUUGGGCCCUUGUUAAGCAGAGUGGAGAUCAUGGCUCAGUCAGAUGGCAGUAAGGGGAUGUGUCAGUUUGUGUUCCCUAGCCACAGUGGAUCCUACAGUGGGCAGAAAAUAACAGAAUUGCCCUCGGUCACUCCCUGCCCCGUUAUGGAGAGCAGUGGAUCAGCACGCACAGACUACAGGGCCAUUCAGCUCGCCAAGAGGAGGAAACAGAAAUGCCCAGGCCCUUCCACUUGUGCCUCAGAGAAUGGCCAAAAAAAGACUAAAGGAUCAAAAGGCACCGGCUCUGCUCUGUCAACUAAUUCAAGUACUCAUUUUGGAGAAGGAGCUGCUACAGGAAAUGGUGAGCUACCAAUCCGGGAUCCGGUGACAGGCGCACAGUUUGUACAGAUUCAGCUGCUGCAGGAUGACCCUGCUGCUGAUGGAGACCUGGCUUUCCAGUUGAGUUCACAGACCUCGUGUUCACACUCUCAGCUCACUGUGGAUCUGCCUGUCAACAUCCUACAGGAACCCACAGUCAUGGCCGAAGAUGAAAAUGGAUCUGAUAACUCCCAAUUCACUGGUAGCACCAUCAACCUACAAGAUUUGGAGUGAUGGUAGAAACAGGAAGUGCUACUCAAGGACCAUAUGACCAUACUCUCUCAUUCUCUCUCUUUCUCAGAUGAUGUACUUUUUCUCAGUGCCUCCACUGGUUUUAUCAUUGUGUAGUUUAUAAGCAAAUCCCUGCAUUCAUGUUUAAAACAGUAUAUAUCAGAAGAGUACUGUGUUCCAUACAAAAAGCUAAUUUGACCAAAUCAAAGCACAUUUAGUUUGUUUAAUUUUCAUCAUGUAACUGGUUUGAUAAAUGCUUGAUUAUUUAGUCUUUAGAUCUGGUGACUUGUGAGCACACAAAAGACAUAUGGCAGUGAACAUAAUCAUUGAUCUGUCUCUUAAUCAGAAUAAAUACUAUUGGUCUAUGAAAACUUUAACUGUUUGUCAUUAAUCUAGUCAGUAUAAUUUGACCUUAACUUAUUUGCCUGGUUGACCAUUAAGGAAUAAAGUUGGUUUUUAUGCCUA